AUGCAACAAAUUCUACAAGCUUUAGUCAUUUUAUCGAUUUUUUUGGAACCUGUUUUUGGCAAACGGCACCAUGUUUUUUCGUCGAAUUCGAAAAAUGAUGAUUGUAUGGAGCCGCCGGAUUUGGUGAGUUUUUUUUUUCAUUUGAAAAUUAUUCUUGGUGAAGAAAAUAAAGAGCCAGCUCGGAAAACUUAAAAUUUUUAAAACUUUGAAAAUUAAUUAUUUUGGCGCGAAAUUUUUUUUUCAUAACCUCUAAGCUUCUGGAAUCUCAAUUUUUUAAUUUUUCAUCUUCAAAAAAAUUCGACGUGGCCAUCUCAAAAAAGACUUCCACGAACUCUAAAAAAGUACAAACAUCGCAACAAAAAAGGUUAGCGAAAGUAACCCGAUUCAUCUUCAGAUAAGCCGAAUAAAACACUGCCUGUACUUGGUUCCGAAAUUUGUCUUCUUAUCUUUUCUUUUUUUUCAUUCGGCGGUUUUUAAUGUGUGACCUGGAAAUCUAAUAGAAGGAAACUAAAUGAAAAAAUGAAUGUUGCGACUUUUUUCACAGUUCUUUUUUUGCAUUAUUUUGAUGGAUGGAUUUGAAAAAAAUUAAAAUUAGGAAAUCUCAAAUUAAUUUUAUUUUCCACGUGGUUUUUAGCCUGAAAAAAAAUUGUUCCAGCACGAUCUCUUGGCUGAUUGGUUGCAAAUCUCGCUUCAAUCUUCCCACGAAAACAUCGACGAACAAAUCAUCGACAACUCUCCCAGCUUCCCAAACUCCAAAAACCCUCCGGAAAUCUGUGAAAAAUCGCCAAAACUUGGCGAAACUCUCAUGGAACGAGCACUGUGUCCGUGGGAAUCUCGUGUGAAUUUCGAAGAGACUCGAGAGCCAAAAAUAUUGGUUGAAAGUGUUUGUUUGUGUCGAACGAGUCGCGGCACCAUUGGCGCUUUUUGUAUGCCAAUUUUGAGAAAUCACCCGGUUUUAAGACGGGUUUCGUGUGAUUCGAAGACGAAAUAUUGGAAAUAUUCGAGGAGUUGGCAGAUGAUUGUUGUUGGAUGUCAUUCUGUUUUACCGAGGACAAGGAAAAUGACUAGAUUGGUUUUUAGUGUGUAG
This is a messenger RNA of Caenorhabditis angaria, 1087 nucleotides long. Lineage: Eukaryota; Metazoa; Nematoda; Chromadorea; Rhabditida; Rhabditidae. The record is from the annotation of a GenBank genome assembly.